Messenger RNA from Megalobrama amblycephala (Wuchang bream), 1944 nucleotides. RefSeq lists its product as uncharacterized. Gene Ontology annotation, cellular component: membrane raft; external side of plasma membrane. The record is from RefSeq and is a predicted model, not a curated record. Gene Ontology annotation, biological process: positive regulation of ERK1 and ERK2 cascade; T cell activation; interleukin-15-mediated signaling pathway. Lineage: Eukaryota; Metazoa; Chordata; Actinopteri; Cypriniformes; Xenocyprididae. The coding region runs from base 289 to 1317 and encodes 342 amino acids. Gene Ontology annotation, molecular function: protein tyrosine kinase binding; MHC class II protein binding. The transcript is spliced from 7 exons.
GUUUACUCAGAACUCAGUUUAACCUCACUGAGCAAUGAUCAUCUCUGAACCCAGUUUAGACUGAUGAUGGUAGUUCCUCUUCUCUCUUUUAGCAGAUUUCGUCAUAAUUGUAUUCUGCUUUGGUCUCAGCAUCUCAACAGCAGAAGCAGAAGCUAUUGAGGAUCUGGACACUCGUGCUAGACUUUAUGAGUCUCUACACAUGAAGUCAAGGUGUUGCUGGAUCAUGUUUAUGAAUUUUUCCUGAGGGGCUGAUGAUGAGAAACAGAAGGGAAGACUGACAGAAACAAAAUGUCUGAUAAGUGUGAUUUGUGUCUGCUGGGACUGAUCAUUCUCUGCUUACUUCUCACAGGUAUGAUUGGAGCAGAAGUGACUGAAGUGUUCAUCAGUUCUGGAGAAAAUGUCCGUCUGUCCUGUAAUAAUGCUCUUUCUGACUGCAACUCAACUUCAUGGAUCUAUGGCACACAUUCACCAGCAGUUGAAGUGAUUUUUUUAGGGAUAAAGAAGAAAAACACAGGGAGUUAUGAGAGACUGAGUCUGGGGUCUGACUGCUCUCUGAACAUCAAGAACGUCACAAAAGAUGAUUAUGGAUUUUACAGCUGCCGACAGUUUGUUAAUGACAAACAACAAGGAAAUGAUGCACGUGUUUUUCUGCAUGUUCUUCAUGUUUCAGUGUCUCCAUCAUCAUCAUCAUCAUCAUCAUCAUCCUCACAGACUGAGAUCAGUCCAGGUCGCUCUGUGACUCUCUCCUGUCAGUUGUAUUCUGGAUUCUCCUGUGAUUAUUGGGUUCGUUUUGAGAAACUUCAGCUGUCUUGGGUGAAUCAGGCUGGUGUUAAUCUGAUGACGGACUCCAGAUAUCAGAUAUUAUUCUCAUCAGAUCACUGUAUCAUCACUCUGACUACAACACUCCUGAAUGAAGAUGACAACAGAGAGUGGAGAUGUCAGCUUACUCUCAGAAAUCAACUCCAGACCUCAGUCAGAUACACUGUGAAGAAUUCAGGUAUGAAUCAUCUGAAUAAACAUCAUUUCUUAACAGCUCAAGAUGAUUCAACGACAGCAGUGAUUCCAGUCCACAUCACAAACUCUCAGGAUCCUUCAACUAUAAACACACCAGAAACUAAAGAUCCAGCUGACACAGCAUCAGAAACUGUCAUCUGUGUGACUGCUAGAACAUUAUACAGAGUGAUUGUGACCAUUGUUGAGAUGGCAGUGUUUGCUGCUCCUACUGUGAUUCUUCUUCAGAUCAUCUGGGCAAGAAGAGCUGGAAAGAAGGACUCGCAGCACCCAGUGGAAAGAGCGAUGCCUACAGUAUUACAAUAAAAUACUGCUGAGUUUGAGUGAAUCUGCAACAAUAUUUUAAAUAGCAAAGACUUAAAGAAAGUUGUUCAUUGUUUUAUUUUCUUCCUAGGAACAAAGGAAAAUAAAUCACCCUGAAGAAAUAGCGACACCAAGUUUAGUUUAAAAUAUAUUUCACAGUUUAAUUGAUAUUUGCAUACAGUGUUCAAGGUCAUUUUCUUAUGGUUGGUAUAUAAACUGCUUUAAAUGUAAUAUUAAGUAUAGUAAGUAUAAUAUAGUAUAGUAUAGUAUGUUUCAUGUAGCUCAGUGGUUAGAGCAUGGCACUAGCAAUGCCAAAGGUCAUAGGUUCGAUCCCAGGGAUUGCACAUACAAAUGUAUAGUAUAAUGCAAUGUAAGUCGCUUUGAAUAAAAGAGUCUGCCAAAUGCAUAAAUGUGAAUGUAAAUGUAGUAAUGGACAGAUUCAGACAGGCUGUUUAUAAAUUCUCUCUCUGUUCUGUGUGAUGGAGCAACUUUGGUGAUUCUCAUAUCUUGUCUGUUUAUUCCUGUUUUUAGCAUCUUUUUUAUUUAUUUAUUUAUUUAUUUAUUUAUUUAUUUUUUAUUUUGAAUGAUUACUAUUAAUUUUCUUAAUAAAGCCUGUGCAAUUGGAUUUAA